Messenger RNA from Coffea arabica (coffee), 440 nucleotides. RefSeq lists its product as uncharacterized. NCBI's taxonomy places the organism in Eukaryota, Viridiplantae, Streptophyta, Magnoliopsida, Gentianales, Rubiaceae. The record is from RefSeq and is a predicted model, not a curated record.
GAGAAAUGGCACCAAUCAAGUCCUUAGCAUUAGUUGCAUUUCUUCUUGCAUGUUCUGCUCUUAUAUCUGAGUGCAGGGUGGCGAGGAAAGACUUGGGAGUGGAUCUUGGUGGUGGUAUAGGAGUUGGAGUCGGAGCAGGAAUAGGGUUGGGCAUAGGAGGAGGUAGUGGUGCGGGUUCCGGGGCUGGUUCAGGAUCUGGUUCUGGUUCAGGUUCCCAUUCUAGCUCGAGCUCAUCAUCAAGUUCAUCAGCUUCUUCUUCAGGGUCGGGGUCUGGAUCAAGUGCAGGAUCAGAGGCGGGUUCAUAUGCAGGAUCUAGAGCUGGGUCCGGGUCUGGAUCAAGUGCAGGCUCCGAGGCUGGUUCAUACGCAGGAUCUAGAGCUGGAUCUGCAUCGGGGCAAGGACGUGGUCGUGGUUCAGGAUCUGGUGCUGGGCAUAAUUAA